Diachasmimorpha longicaudata is the source of this 1718-nucleotide messenger RNA. RefSeq names its product ragulator complex protein LAMTOR1 (gene Lamtor1). The transcript has 5 exons. The coding region runs from base 338 to 838 and encodes 166 amino acids. Gene Ontology annotation, biological process: regulation of receptor recycling; cellular response to amino acid stimulus; positive regulation of TOR signaling. NCBI's taxonomy places the organism in Eukaryota, Metazoa, Arthropoda, Insecta, Hymenoptera, Braconidae. Gene Ontology annotation, cellular component: late endosome membrane; Ragulator complex; lysosome. The record is from RefSeq and is a predicted model, not a curated record. Gene Ontology annotation, molecular function: molecular adaptor activity; guanyl-nucleotide exchange factor activity.
AGUGGACAUUGAAGACGAGAACAGGUUGAGUGGAAGGCGAGACCAACAGGGAAUGGCGCAGGGGCGGUCGUAAACCAAAGGUUUCUGUUCUCCACGAUUUUCAUGUUCAAUGUUCAAAGCACUUAUUAUAGUUUCCAGAUAAAAUAAUAAAUUACUGCGACAGCUGAUUCAUCUGCACAUCAACAUUAUAUCCAAACGCACCAAAUCAGUUUCAACGAAUUAUGCGCACAGACUUAUCAUCAUUCUGUGAACAAAAAUAGUUUUCUUCAUUUAAUAUAUUUCAUAGUGAUUGGAGUGUUUUUUUAGCAUUACAAAAGUGUGGCUGGAUAUAGUGAAAAUGGGAUGCUGCUGUAGUUUAUUCCAGAGAGACAGUGGGCCUCAGGGCUCAGAAGUUAAUGAGAGGACACAUUUGUUGGUUGAUCCCGUCAGCAAUAAUACAAACAUACCCAGAGUUCAUAGUGAUGAUUAUGUCAAUCAGUAUGCGAGUUCAGUACCAAAGAAAACAGAUGAGCAAAGCGCCCUGACUAGGAUUCUUCAUGAAACAGCAGCAAAUGUUAUUGAUGUCGGAGCCCUUGAUUCUCACAAUUUGGAGCAACACGAGUACAUGGACAGAUCGCGAGCGUAUGCCAAGAGAAUAGAAUCAGGUGGUGUCAAGGUUCCACAGACGAAUCCCUGCUUGUUGAAGGAUGUUCCAGCCCCUGAAAAACUUCUUUCCGCUGAUCCUAUUGCCUCAGAAGAUCAUGAACUGAUUACUAAUAUGCUCAGAAAUGCAGUGAUUGCGUUGAAUGACGUCAAAGUAGAGCAUAAAGAGGAUCUGGUGGUGCCUUUUCUCACGUGAUUGUCAGUGAAUUCUCAAAUAAAGGGUUCUCCAAGUCCUGCUGAACUUCAGUUCGUGCUUCAGCCGUGAGAAGCCCAACAAAAUCAAGUGGAAACGAGUUCAAUUUAUUUUGGAUGAAUUAUGCAUCAAUUUCACAUAUAGAUUCAAGUGGCUCUCUGAAAUUGGCAACCGUCAUUUUCUCUUUUAUUUUUUUUAAUGUUUUCAUAUCCACUUUCAUUGGAAUGUCUUGACCAACCAUUCAAGCACAUGUGAUAUUGUUGAAUAAUCGUUCAGUUUUGUUCGAAUUUAAUUAUUCAUUCUGGAGUGUUCCAUGAAUGUAAUCAUGGAAUUUACUCUUCAAUGUAGUCAUAGAAGAAUGAAAAAACCAGUAUAUUGUGUAUAAAGAGAGGCAAAUUGGGCAUAACCCAUACGUAGAUUACCAUCCGAAGCUAAGCUGAGGUUGAUAAUUACCCAUUUUUGAAUGUUCAAUUCUCCUUCCUAGAUGCACAUUGUAUUUUGUGAAUGAAGUAAGGAAUGUAGAUUAUUCCUUCGACAUUUCGAGAAUCUCAGGCGGGAGAAAUACGAGGGAAGGAAUAAGCUACUUGUUUCUCUUCAUUUGGAGAGGAAAAUGAAACUUUCAGCGCAGGUGAGAGGGAAAAACAUUGUGGAUCUUUGCGAAAAAAAAUGGAAAAUAAUGAAUUAUAUGAAUAAAAUCAUAAAUUUUAUAUGCAAAGAAAAUGUUAUAAUAGAUGGCGUAAAAUGUGAAUUUUCAACUUGACAUAUGAGGAUACUGACAUUCACAUAUGAGAAUAAUGGAACCCUAAAAUUAUUAGAUAUAGAUAAUGUACGUGUAAUUAAAUUGUGUAAAAAUGAAUUAUACUAUGGUAUUGUGGUACAGAAA